Molecule: messenger RNA, 1023 nt
Organism: Caenorhabditis remanei
Lineage: Eukaryota; Metazoa; Nematoda; Chromadorea; Rhabditida; Rhabditidae
Exons: 6
Coding region: 1-1023 (340 amino acids)
Biological process (GO): olfactory behavior; G protein-coupled receptor signaling pathway
Molecular function (GO): G protein-coupled olfactory receptor activity
Source: RefSeq, a predicted model, not a curated record
AUGGACCCUCCAUCCUCCUCUUCCCUCUCCUAUUACCCGUCCAAUUUUCAAGAAGAUGGUACAUUUGAAGGAAAUUUGGAAUUUGCUGAUCGAUAUCUCAUACCACAAGAACCCGUUAAACCCACCAAGCCAAAAACUGGGAAACAACCGUCUUUGCUCGUUGCAAAACACAAGGCAAAGCAGGACAGACCUUCAAGUGCGGCAGACAAGGCUCGUUUUCGAGAGUCACGGACAUUUGUUCACGUACCAAUUUGUGAAUCUUGUCGUGAUGCAUCUACACUGGAAAAGUCAGUGCUGAGGAUUCCGUUGUGUGAUUCGUGUCGGCUGAGAAACAAAAAGUGGACAACCGGCACCUCUUCAAUAUUCCUAUGGAUCAGCGUCCCGAUUCUUUCUGGUUUCGUUUAUGUGUUCGCAAUCCAUUAUUUUUGGCAGCUCAGUGAAGUUAUGGAUGCUUUCGUGAGAGCUGCAUUAGAAAAAUUGGAAGAAGUUUCAAAGAGUCAACUUAUCUAUUUUUCAUCUUAUGCAUUCAAAACUAUACCAAAGUCAGAAGUGAUUGAAUUGGAUUGGUUACAAAUUUAUGGAGUCAUUUUUCUAUGCUCCUCUGUGAGUCUCUCAUUCUUCACUAUGAUAUACUUUGGCUUGAAGACUUACUCCGCGAUGAGAAAGUUCCGAGAAGCGACGAGUACAGAUUCCGCGUCCUCCAAAAACUUACAGACUCAGCUGUUCUACUCUCUGGUCAUUCAAACUAUUAUCCCUGUUAUUCUCAUUCAUUUUCCUACUACAUUAAUUUAUAUCAGCACCUUUUUCGACGCUGCUUAUCCAGUUUAUGGAAAAAUAGUGACUGUCACAAUAUCACUUUUCCCUGCAAUCGAUCCGUUACCAAGUUUGUUGAUUAUUGGACCAUAUAGGCGAGCUAUACGAGGUUGCUUUAUGAAAAACUUUGGUUUGAAAAGAGGAAUUUCUGUAGAACCUUCGAAUCGAGGCACUUCUACAAUAUAUAGCAGUAGAACUGCACAAUUUUGA